Molecule: messenger RNA, 3162 nt
Organism: Ornithodoros turicata
Lineage: Eukaryota; Metazoa; Arthropoda; Arachnida; Ixodida; Argasidae
Product: gamma-tubulin complex component 4-like
Exons: 18
Coding region: 172-1914 (580 amino acids)
Biological process (GO): cytoplasmic microtubule organization; microtubule nucleation; spindle assembly
Cellular component (GO): spindle pole; gamma-tubulin complex; equatorial microtubule organizing center
Molecular function (GO): gamma-tubulin binding; microtubule minus-end binding
Source: RefSeq, a predicted model, not a curated record
UAUUACGGCUGGUUGUCAGAGGCUUACUCCUCUUGCUCCUCAAAGGAACUCUUGUUCGCGCUGAGCGGUUUUCCUGGCGAUAUAUUUGUUGAAGACAAGGGGACCUUUACAAUUGCAAAGGGAACCGCACUGAACCACCCUUUCGAGGAAGCCGUACUCAACAAGUUGUGCAUGCUUGGGUACUACUGCAAAUAUUUAAAGAACUUCAUUCGGCAAGCCCAGGACAAACGAGGUUUCUAUUUGGAUUCCCUGUGUACCGGUCUUAAGGAAGUCCUUGGAGAAUACUUAAAUACAGUGGCAACAUUAGAACAAGAAUUUGACGAGCAGGUGUCCUUGCUAUACGUGCAGCAUAGGCUAGAAAAGUACCACACCCUGUUCCUGCCUCUCAAGACGCUAGUGGACGACGUCACGGAAAACAAGGUGCAUGGCUGCAAUAUAUUUGGUCUGGUGAGCAAGUAUGCUGUCACUGGGACACCCAUUCUGAAAGAAGCCCUUGACAGGGUACUGUUCUACGUUCAGCGUGCUCUGGUACGCCAAUCCACCUGCUGGAUGAUGCGAGGCAACCUAUUUGACCCUUUCGAUGAGUUCUUUAUUCAGAGGGAAACCCCCAACAAGGAAGGAGACUCGAAGGAUGCUCGUGAUUCGAUAGACAGUUACAGCCUCAAGGUGGAGCUACUUCCAAGUUGCGUUCCGGUUUCUCUGGCAAAGAAGAUACUUUUUACCGGGUCCGCUGUCAGGGUCUUUGCACAAGACAAUCCUUCAGGGCAGACGAUUUACGAGGACGCGGAAGAACUCUCCAGUCGUUGCUCAGAAAUGGAAACCAAGCGAGACUUGACCCUCCAGGAAUUUGAAGACUUUGUGGAAGGGGUUCGCUCCCAAGCAGCCACGUACCUCUGGCGUAUCUUUGUUGAGGAAGGUAGCUUGGUCUCUCACCUACAACUGAUGCGCAACGCUUUCCUUCUGGGUCACGGAGACCUGUUCCAGCACUUUAUCCGAGCGGCUGAUCCUCUCCUGCACAAGCGACCCCAUGCAGAUACAGAAUAUGAAGUGAACGAGCUAUUCCAGUUACACUGCGCUAUGCUCCACCUUGAAGAGGACGCUGACAAGUUGGCUCUUACAAUCCGUUUGCCUCAGACUGACAGUGAGACUGCGUGUGGUUGGGAUUGCCUGGGCCUCUCCUACUCUGUGGCCUACCCUCUGCACGUCAUCUUUACACCUGGAAUUCUGACAAAGUACGCACACCUGUUCCGAUUCCUGCUGGACGUCCGACGCACGCAGGAUGUGCUACUGCGGUGUUGGCUGCAGCAGACAAAGAACAAGGUUUCAUGCGAUGAGGAGAGCAUGCAGCUGGCUCACAUGAGCCUGCACAUGAGCUCCCUGGUGGAAAGCCUGCAGUAUUACCUGCAGGUAGAUGUUGUGGAAAGCCAGUUUGCAGCACUAGUGCAGCGAGUUCAGACGACCAGAGACUUUGAGGCCAUCCAGCAGGCUCAUAGCUGCUUCUUGGGAACACUUCUAGCCCAGACGUUUAUCCUGCUAAAGCCGUUGCACGAACAUAUACGGGAAGUUCUUCGAUUGUGCCGCUCCUUCGCUGACUUGUUCCUCUUAAGGGAAGACUUCAAAAAAUUGCAAGGUGUCAUGAAGGCGCUACCAGAAAAUGGAGAACAUACAAGCCUAGCCAAGGACAGCAGCUCUUUGCUAUGGAAACGCCCAUUUUCAGGGGAGGAGUGGGACCGCAGCCUUCAGGCUUUUGCCUGUUCACAGAAGCUACAAAGUAGGAACUUUGAGACUGAACGCUACUUGCUGCUCCGCAUCUUGUCAACAUUGGCAAACAGGCACUCCGAGAUGCACAUCUCACAACUUCUGCUUCGGCUCGACUACAGCAACUUUCUUUCUUCAGCACAGGCGAAGCAAUGAGCCGUCAGGAACGACCAGGCAGGUUAAAUCCAAAGAGUCUCCUGAAGAUGGAGGCACUGUUGUCUCCUCCUUCUGUUGGAGGAUGCACUUGCAGCUGCUGGCCAGGUGACUGCCACAUCUUGUCAAACUCUGUCUUGCCAGCUGUGGUACAUCCAGACGUUGCUUGUAAGUUGCCACCAAGCACUGCACCAACUUAAAAAGAGCAAAAGUGCCUACCUUCGUCCAUAUUUACGAGCUGCUCCUCGGUGUGCUGUGCCCCGGUGGCGUCGGUUCGCGUCGUGAGCGUGUGCGAGCGGUCCCCGAUGGCGCGACGAACUGUGACCUCUCUGUUACCCAUUGCAUCCGUCACUACCUUCCUUUCUUCAAUUCUCUGCACAAUUGCAAUGCAUAUAUAUAACACCAAUGUAGAAGGACUCCACGGCAGAAAAUGCGUUACUGCGAACGUGUCAGGCCUCCGCAACCACAGAUUCUAACACAGCUGAGGACACCAGUGCACUGAAGGUGAACAAAAGCAAUACACAGGCCAGCCCCCUGUACUGUCACUCGUGAUGAGUCAUGUGAAGUUAAGCUGUAUCUACUCAACCCAUUAAACUAUAGCUUUUGCUAUAAACCGUACAGCAUAAAACCUGCAUAGUGUCAUAGUAAUUGGGUCAUUAUAUUCUAAAAGUUUGUCCCUUGUCAAAUGCUGGAAUAAAUAUUACAUAGAUUUGUGUUGUUAGUAAGCAAAGCGGGGUUUCAUGUUGCUCAUUGGCAUCCUCAGGGACAUGUUAUUCCCAGUAAUAAAAUGUUCUUUUGGAUGUUUAAUUAGUGUAUGUAUUAUGCCUUUAUCCAGUAUUGCUGCUUGCAGUCAAUUGGCCUACAGUGUACCCUCUUCAAUAUGACCACCGCCGUUCCCCUGGAUUUGGUCAAAACGCAAAUUGUCAUACUCUCGAGAAACGCCCCUUCCGGACAGACCGCUACGCUGCACAAAAGCCUACAUAGAUACGACGAUUUAUUUUCCGAAAAAGUCUGCUACCGAUGUCUACUUUGAGCAAUUAUAACUGUUCAUGUCUUCUACAUGGACUACAGCACCAUCAAAUGCACACUUGUUAUAAAUGUCUUUCUGUAGCUUAACAAAUAACUGUGCAGCCUAUUGUGAUUCGCUUGCCUCCUUCGCAGUGUCAAGGGGGUCCCACUCAACUCAGCUUCAAGCACCCCAUCAGCAGCAUUAGAGGGCAACCCAAUAUGUUACUCUCUGAAAGCACUGUG